This is a messenger RNA of Conger conger (European conger), 4383 nucleotides long. It is a transcript of the gene dhx30, whose product is annotated as DEAH (Asp-Glu-Ala-His) box helicase 30. Gene Ontology annotation, cellular component: intracellular anatomical structure; nucleus; cytoplasm. The transcript is spliced from 20 exons. Lineage: Eukaryota; Metazoa; Chordata; Actinopteri; Anguilliformes; Congridae. Gene Ontology annotation, molecular function: G-quadruplex RNA binding; DNA helicase activity; ATP binding. The coding region runs from base 41 to 3613 and encodes 1190 amino acids. The record is from RefSeq and is a predicted model, not a curated record.
ACGCGGCGCUCUGUCUCCACGGAGUACAGUACAGCUAAACAUGGCGGUGCCCAGUGCUGCACUCGUGCGUCUCCGAGUGCUGUGCAACCUUGGAGGUAAAAUCAGCGGGACAGUGACCAAAACCCGACAGAACGGCAUCUUGAUCAGUCGGUGUAGAAAUGACUUCGAGAGGAGAUAUGGGACGAAAGCCGAGACGAAAGCCAGAACGCUGCCGAACCACAGAGCGGCUCAGAAGAGACCGGGGAACCUGAAGGAACCGAAGCAGCUCUUGAACGAAACGCUGUCCCGCCGGCUAGGCGUUUCUGACCUGUCCGAAUUCAUCGAGUACAAUGUCAGUGAGGGAGCCGUCAAGAGGGCUACGUUGACCGUCCGGUGGCCUGAGAUGAUAGAGGUGGAGGGCUUUGGGUCCAGGAAGGUCGAAGCAGAGCGGCAAGCCGCAGCCGCCGCCUGUCAAAGGCUGAGGGAACUGGGAGUGCUGGAGCCAGGGAGCAGCCUUUCAGGAAGUAGUUUGGGCCAGGUCUCUAUGGAUGUGGUGGCAGAUAGGAGAACAUCAGACAUUGCUGAUUUCCCAUACCCCCCCCAGGCUGGUACACAAGGCCCCCCUGACCCUCCCAGGUCGUCUCAGAGGGCCGACGAUGUGGCCCACGCUCUCUCCUUGUUCCCCAAACCAAAGGUCCGUCUGGCGCAGGUCAUUCAGGUGGCCACGUCUUCCUCCAGCCUCAGAGAGCUGCUUCAGUACAGCACACAGGGGGACAGGGUGGUGAAGACGUGUAAGCUGACCCUGCUGUGGCCGAAGGAGAUGACCUUUGAGACCUCGGCGAAGCGCAAGGUGGAGGCGGAGAACAGGGCCGCAGCACUGGCCUGCCUCAGGCUGAAGGAAAUGGGGCUUUUGGGCCGGAAUAACAUGCCCCUGACCCACGCCAUGUACCACAAGCAGGAAGUGCGUAUGAUGGGUCAGAUGGCGCGGAGACCCCUCACCUUGGAGCUCCCCGAACACCUGGAGGACCAGCUGGCAGACUACCUCAGACAGUAUCCAGCAGAAGAAGCGAUGCAGAAGCUUUGGGAGGAAGAGGAGGAGAGAGCAGGACAACCAUCAAUCAUGGAGGAUGAAGAUGAGGUCAUUGUAGAUGCCAUAACAGGCAGUCCGUAUCAGCCCCUGUCCCCAGAGGAGGCGGAGCUUCUGAACGAUAGCCUCCGGUUGCAGUGGAAGGAGGCGGAUCCCAGCUUUGGGGUGGAGCUUCCCGUGGACGCGCACCGGGAGCGUGUGGUGUCGGCUGUGGAGGCAGAACGGGUGACCAUUAUUGUCGGGGAGACGGGGUGCGGGAAGACCACACGCAUACCGCGCUUCCUGCUUGAGAGCCGUGUUCACGGGGGCGACGGGGCGCGGUGCAACAUCCUGGUCACCCAGCCGCGCAGGAUCAGCGCCGUGUCUGUGGCCCACAGGGUGGCUCACGAGCUCGGACCUGAUCUCCAACACUGUGUGGGGUACCAGGUGAGGCUGGACAGCCGUCCCCCAGAGCACAGCGGGGGAGCCAUGCUGUUCCUGACGGUGGGCGUGCUGCUGCGGAAGCUGCAGAGCAACGCGACGCUGCAGGGGGUGAGCCACGUGCUGGUGGACGAGGUGCAUGAACGUGACGUCAGCAACGACCUGCUGCUGGCCCUGCUGCGCACCGCCCUGCAGCACAACCCCGACCUGCGCGUGGUGCUCAUGAGCGCCACGGGCGACACAGACCGCCUGUCCCGCUACUUCGGGGGCUGCCAGGUACUGCGCGUGCCUGGGAUCAUGUACCCCGUCCGCCAGCGAUACCUGGAGCAGGUCCUGCAGGAGAUGGGACGGCCUGCCCCCAGGACAAGCCUCGCCAGUGCUAGUAGCCAGGUGGAUGAUGAUGAUGCCACUCCUGACCUGGAUCUGGUGGCAGAUGUGAUAGAGCAUAUUCACAAGUGUGGAGAGCCAGGGGCAGUACUGUGUUUCUUGCCUGGCUGGCAGGACAUCCGCAUGGUCCAGAAGAUUCUAGAGAGGAAACCUGAUUUCCAGGGCAACGGCUGUCUAAUUCUGCCCUUGCACUCCAGCAUGUCCGUGUCAGACCAGCAGACCGUCUUCCAGCGCCCCCCUGCAGGCCAGCGCAAGAUCGUCCUGGCAACCAACAUCGCAGAAACCUCAAUCACCAUCGACGACAUCGUUCACGUGGUGGACCUGGGCGUUCAGAAAGAGGAGCACUACGACCCGCGUACCAAGGUCUCCUGUCUCGACACUGUCUGGAUCUCGCGCUCAAAUGUCACCCAGCGCAAGGGCAGGGCUGGGCGUUGCCAGCCUGGGCACUCCUACCACCUGUUUCCAAAGGGACGUCUGGAGGCAAUGCCAGACUUCCCCAUCCCUGAGAUACUGCGCACCCCCCUGGAGAGCUUAGUGAUGCAGGCCAAGGUUCACAGUCCAGACAGCCAGGCUGUGGACUUCCUGUCCCAAGUUAUUGACAGUCCAGACAAGGCGGCAGUAGAAGAGGCCAUCAUGAACCUGCGGGAGAUUGGGGUUCUGGAUGGUAGCGAGUCUCUGACCCCGCUGGGGGAGCGCAUCGCCUGCCUGUCCUGCGACCCCAGGCUGGGGAAGGUCCUGGUUCUGGGGGUGCUGUUCCGCUGCGUUCUGCCCCUGCUCUCCGUCACGGCCUGCCUGACCCGGGACCCCUUUCUCAACAGCAUGCAGAACCGGGCGCUCAUCCGAGAGAUUAAGGCUGCCCUGAGCGGCUCCAGCUGCAGUGAUCACCUGGUGCUGAGCCGGGCGGUGCAGGGCUGGCAGAGGGUGAUGCAGGGGCGCAUGCAGAAGCACUCGGGCAGGCAGUACCUGGACGACCACUGCCUCUCUAGCAGCGGCCUGCGCUUCAUACAGGGGCUGACCCAGCAGUUCAGUGAUAAUCUGCAUGAAGCCAGGCUUGUGCCCAAAGCGUUUCACUGCCUUCGGCUGAGUUCCUCCACAAACCACUUCAGCCAGGAGGACCAGCUGGUGAAGGCCGUGCUGCUGGCUGGUCUGUACCCCAACCUCAUCCAGGUGAAGAAGGGCAUGGUGACCAAGGGGGGAAAGUUUCGGCCCAACUGCCUGGCCUACCGCACCCGCACCGGACCCGUCCUCCUGCACCGCUCCACCGUCAACAGAGGAGAGGAGAAUCUUCCUAGUCGCUGGCUCACGUUUUUCACAGCUGUCAAGUCCAACGGACAAGUCUUUAUCAGGGACUCCACUGUGGUCAACCCGCUUUCCCUGCUGCUGCUCACCGACUGCAACAUCACAGAGAGGGUGUCCGGGGGGCGAGUGGAGGUUUCAUUAGGAGAGCAGUCUUUGGUGCGCUGUGAGAUGUCUGUUCAGAGCUGGAAGCUGCUGUGGGAGCUUCGCAUGUCCCUGCACGCCAUGCUACAGAGGCAGCUACUGCGUACCCGCCGAUCCCCCGACCACCACGCCAGCGCCCAGGACCGCCAAGCCAGCGCCCAGGACCUCCAGACCAGCGCCCAGGACCGCCAAGCCAGCGCCCAGGACCGCCAAGCCAGCGCACAGGACCUCCAGCUCAUCGCACUGCUGGUGCAGCUGCUCAACAGCACCGAGCCGGGGACCGAAGUCUCGGAGCCGUAGCGGGCCUCGCCCAGAGAGUAGUCCUCAGCCCCUUUUACUCGAUGCACCGAGUCUGACGCAUGCGCGUGCUGCGUGACAGGGGAAGGUUGAUGUUUAUACAUCAGCCGUCCAGGAGAGGUUGAGCCGGCGUGCCUCCAUAGCUUUACGGCUGUGGAUGGACGGCGGAGCUGCUACUUCAGUGAGUGGGAAUAUUUCAAACCUUCAGGAUGGGGAGAUGGAGAUCAGAGACCACACUAUGGAGGAAGAUUCCACCCUCCAGUGGGACAAAACGUUAUGGGCACUUAACUGAUAGGUUUGGUGGCCCUCCAGUUGUUUGAAAUACCGCCUUUUCCCUUAAACAUGCAGACAAUGUACAUGACUGAAUGGUCCCCAUAGGAUAUGCUGUCCGAGAAAGUGUAGUCCUCUCAUAACAGCUACUUAUAAAAACGAUAAAAUAAGAACAUGAAAUGGACAUACAGUUUGUUUAAUUCUGAGCAUGACCAGAACUUCAUAUAUGUAAUGAACCAUAAUGAAUAUGUAAUACGCAGUCUAAUUGGUGUACCAUCCCAUUUUGAGAAUGAAUUACAAGUCUGACAGAAAUGCCCCUUGUAAUGUCCAGUACUGUUAAUGAGGUGCAGUGCUCCGCUGUGGAUUCAGAGCACAAGCUGAGUGGACGCACUUUGAAAGUCGCUGUCUAAGGGAUUAUGUGUAAAUGCAAAGUUGUGAAAAUGACCUCUGUGCUUGGCUGUGUAGAUAUAGCUAUGUUGUAAUAAAUGAUGUCACCAAUCGGA